Messenger RNA from Saccharomycopsis crataegensis, 2754 nucleotides. RefSeq names its product copper fist DNA-binding domain-containing protein. Gene Ontology annotation, cellular component: nucleus. Gene Ontology annotation, molecular function: DNA-binding transcription factor activity, RNA polymerase II-specific; RNA polymerase II cis-regulatory region sequence-specific DNA binding; copper ion binding. The transcript has a single exon. NCBI's taxonomy places the organism in Eukaryota, Fungi, Ascomycota, Saccharomycetes, Ascoideales, Saccharomycopsidaceae. Gene Ontology annotation, biological process: intracellular iron ion homeostasis; intracellular copper ion homeostasis; positive regulation of transcription by RNA polymerase II. The record is from RefSeq and is a predicted model, not a curated record. Bases 1 to 2754 code for a protein of 917 amino acids.
AUGGUGUUUAUAGAUGGUGUGAAAUACGCUUGUCAGCGAUGCAUUCGAGGCCAUCGUGUGACGACCUGCAACCACACUGACCAGCCAUUGGUCAAAAUCAAUCCCAAAGGUCGUCCAUCCACCCAAUGCAAGCAUUGUAAAGAGGGCCGGAAAAGUAGUAAUUUGCAUUCUCAAUGUUCUUGUGGCAAAAAGAAAAAUGCUGGCGCCAACGCCAGAAAGCAGAAAAAUUCGACUACGGGGGAAGAAGGUAAAGUGUUGGGCGAAGGCCACGAUAUUAACAAGAAUUGCAAAUGCCAGGACUCUGAAAAAUGUAUUUGCAAAUCCCGCAAAAAGAAUGACAAGAAGGAUCACAAAACUGAAAAGAAACCAGCAAAAUUGCGAACUCCCGAUGCUGGACGAACAGAAGUCGAGAUCAAGAACGGGGAAAUUAUUAAUAAUAAUGUCUUAGACCAUGAUCCUCUAAUAAAGAAAGCAUCUGAAGCCCCAGACUCUAUGGUUUUGGGUCUUGAUAGUAUGAUUGAUCCCUCAUCGUCCCGCGGUGUUCUCAAUGGAUUUGACUUAUCACCAGACGGCGGAUUUGUGUUUAAGCCAGAAGAUAUCAACGUUGAAAACAGGAUGGGGGUAACAGGUGUGAUUGAUAACUCCAAGAAUCACAAUGGUCCAGGUUUAGGACUUAGUUCAGGCUUUGGCGCUCGUUUCAAUAUUGGAAUGCACCAUUCUGCUUCCACUCCAUCAACUGUGGUUCCCCAGCCUGGAGGAUUAGGAUCAUUGUCAUCAAUUGUCGGUGCAAUUGACUUUCCUUUAUCCCCAGGUUUCAAUAGCGAUUGGGAUGUCAGUAGCGCAAAUGGUAACGGGAGCGAUGUUUCUUCAUUGACGAAUUUGGGAUUACGGCAUCAAGACUCGGUUGCUAGUUCGUUGAACCAGUUUACGGCAUUGGAGAAUUAUUCAAAUAAUAUUUUUUCAACUGCAUCGCGAUACAGUAAUAAUGCGGAGUUUGGAAUGCAGAGAUCAGUAAGUUUGAAGAAAAACUUAGAUAAUACGCAUACACAGGAAAGGAAAAUGGUAGGAGAGGUCAAUGUUCCAUUAGAAGAAUAUAUUUCUCCAACAGACAAAGACAGACGUGAUUUAUCUCAGAACCAAUCCACUGUGGAUAAUGAUAUCAAUAAUGAUAGCAAUGAUAUCAGUGUCCAAAACAAUGGCAAUAGUGAUAAUAGUAACAAUAAUAAUGACAAUAUCAAUGACAAGCAGAAUAUAACCAUGGAAAACCAUAAUCUAUUAGUGGAUCCGAAUGAUUCAAAUAGUGGAAUCAUCAUACGAGAAAGAAAAUUAUCUGGAGGGGCCCCUACAAUGCCAAAUAAUGUUGGCGGAAACUUACCAAGCAAUUUCGAUGCAGUGGGGCAUGGUUUGCUAGAUUUGUUUGCUAAUGGUUGUGGUAAUAUCGAGAGUGCUGUUACAAAUGGGGAUACAGUGAUGAUGGACACCACAGCUGACAAUAUAAACAACUCGGAUGCAAAUCAAGUAUUAUCCAAUGGUGGAAAUCGUACGGACGGUAAAGAUCUGAUGUUUUCAUUUCUCGGGGAAGAGAAUUUUGGGGAUUUUCAUAACAAUGAUAUGACUGGUAUAAUCAGCGAUAAUGAAUUGAGCUUCUUUGGGGCAGAGACUCCUAAUUCAGUAGCACUGUUUAACAUCAGUGACAACCACCAAAAUCACAAUAACAACAACAAUAAUAUGAAAACUUCUAGCAAGACUGCCCCAAGAAGUAUUGCUUCCCCAAAAAAUAAUAAUAACAAUAACAACAACAACAAUAAUAAUAAGGUCUCGUCAAUACCAAUGAGAAAGGAUAGUAACAGUAAUAGAUCCUCGAUUGUUAGUAACUCCUCUGGACAUCCACUAUACAGCAAUUCUCAUCAUGGCGGCUCAUCCUCUCAUUUGACUAACAAUAAUCUUCAUCAUCAUGGCCAUCACCAUCACCAUCAUUAUUUCAACCCACAUGAUCCUUACACAUUAAGACACACCAGCGGAUCAAUAAAUGGGAGUACCAAUAAUGGUCAUAAUACUCUAAUCAAUGGUAAACCACUGUCAAUUGAAUCACCCAGUGGAAGACCCCCACUUUUUUCCAAUAGCAGUACUGACUCUAUUCACAGCUGGGCUGGCAAUUCCAAUAAUAAUAAUAAUAAUAAUAAUAAUAACGGUAAUGUGAAUGUCAAUAUUACCGGCAGCAAGAUGAGCCUUGGUGGCCAUACCUUGAUGGGGGGAGGCCACCUUGGAACAAUGAUGAAUAGCAACCACUUGAAUUUACACAAUGCCUACUAUGCCAACCAAAGCACGCAGCCACAAAGCUCCCAAAGUCUCAAUGGACACUGUGGUAUCAGUACCAAUAGAAAUGGCAUCAGCAGACCGCCGCUAACAAGUAACACCCUGCAGUACUCCACUAAUGAAUACUCGGCCAAUGGGGAAGCCACCCUCAAUAAUCCUAGUUUCACUGGGGCGUCAAUUGCGGAAAUUGGCAGCGUUGAUGGAAUUCUUGGGGGAAAUAAUGGCGGAGGUGGUGGUGGCAUAUUAGGCGGUAUUGGAACUACAAGCGACAAUACAAAAAAUCUUGGAAUGAGUGUUGGCAGUGGUACCAACAGGAAUAACGAAGGAGGAGACGGUCUGUUGAGUUGUAGGAAAGUCCUUAAUUUUGAUGAGGACAUAAACAGUAUCAAAUCAAUCAAUUCUUUCGAUCCUGGAUUUUUUGAUUUUGGAGCUACAUAG